AAGUAAAAAGAUAUUGACCUAUGUUUAAAAAUUAAAUAUAAAUCAUUAAUUUUAUUAGCCAAUUAGGUAUCGAUUGCUGUAUAAUAUUUGUCGACAUUUAAUAUCACUACAACCUACAUGCCAUAAUUGGUAUGUUGUUCGGUUCUAGUGGUACACAAAUAAAUAAACAGGACUCAGCUGUCACUGAUUAUCCUAAGUAAAACGCAAAUCGUUGGUUCUUCUUAACGUAUCGAUUAGCAGACUAUGGCACAAAAACGACUCUCAAAGGAGUUGAAAGACAUUAUCAAUGAUCCACCGCCAGGCUGUUCAGCUGGGCCAGAAAAUGAUGAUUUGUUUCAUUGGUCAGCUUCACUCACUGGACCGGAUGGGAGCCCAUAUCAGGGAGGCGUUUUCUUUCUCAAGAUGAUUUUUCCUACAGACUAUCCAUUCAAACCUCCCAAGGUGAUGUUUACAACUAAGAUCUACCACCCAAACAUCAACACUUCAGGCAGUAUAUGCUUGGAUAUUCUUAGAUCUCAAUGGUCUCCUGCCCUCACUGUUGGCAAAGUCCUGUUGUCGAUAUUAGCUCUCAUGUCAGAGCCCAAUCCAGACGACCCAUUGGUGCCUGACAUAGCAAACUUGUUCAAGAAAGACAAGAAGAAGUACGAACACACUGCUCGGGAAAUGACUAAAAAACAUGCGACUUAAGAAACAUUGUUGUAAAUGUGAUCAUUUGAAUAAUGUCGUGCAAAAAUGGGUCUUAUGCCAUAUGCAACAAAUGUAGUUUUAGGUUUUAUGGUCUCAUAAGAGAAUUGGGUAGUUCCUGACCAGACUGCACAGAGCUACUCUGUCAGAAAACGGCAGAAGACCAAUUUUUGCAUGAUUCAGAUCAUUUUUAAGUGUGAAUCGAGUUAAUUCGCACUGCAUCAUGUGUAUGUGGACAAAGUCCAAACUGUUUAUGAAAAUUUCCUUUAAAUGGAAUAAGAUAUUAUGAUUUAUAUGUAUUUGAUUGAAACAGUGUAUAGAAAUGUUUCGAAUCAUUUAUAUAUUUAAAUUAAGAAUUAUAAAUUUUUGUUGGAUAAGUUCCAUAAAAUGUCAUUAUGAGCAAGCCUCAGUAUUUCGUUAUUUAUUUUGUGGAACAGUCCUGCCUUAGUUUGAGAUUGAACACAGAAGACUGGUAGUAUUAGGACAAAAUGUGGAAAAUAUUAAAUCAACAAUUGAUAACUACCAGUGAACAUGUACAUAACGCUAUUCAAACUGUCAGUGCUUAUUGAAUACAAUAAACAUUUUCAUUUAACAAUGUUUGUUUCAUAAUUUGUUGACAUUUGAUUUCAUUGUUAUUGAUAUUUUGAUUCCUAUUUCUUAGAAGGGUUGCUAGUACAUGUAGAUGCAGUAAAGCGUCAUUAAGUCUGUCAAGCAUGAGUUUUUCAAUGAUGCAAUCUUAUGUGUUUAUUUUAAAUUUCAAAAUAAUUUCUUUAACUUGUUGUCCUAAUAUUUUCUAAAUGUUACAAAACAGUCUAACUGCAAUGUAUUAGUUUUGCACGAAUCUUUAAGUAAUUGAGCCUCGUUAAGGUAAAACUGGGCUUAAUGCAUGUGCACAUCCUCCCUGAAUAGUACACAUGUGCACAUCCUCCCUGAAUAGUACAGGCUAAUCUGUGACAAUACUUUGAGUCGUGUUUGAGUCCUGUUCUGAAAAAAAACUGGGCAUAAUGCAUGUGCGUAAAGUGUCGUCCCAGAUUAGCCUGUGCAGUUCGCACAGGCUAAUCUGGGACGACACUUUCCGCUUUUAUGAUAUUUUUCGUUUAAAUGAAGUCUCCUCUUUGCAAAAAUCCAAUUUAGGCGGAAAGUGUCGUCCCUGAUUAACCUGGAUGACACUUUACGCACAUGCAUUAUGCCCAGUUUUCCAAGACCAGGGCUCAAAUGAUGUUCAUUUGCCCGCCUUUGAUUAAGUGAUACACUCUACUUUUUCCACGUUUGUACCUGUGUAUUUCACAACUUGCAGUGUAAAUGAUGUCCCUAAGUAAAUUGCAUGUAACAGAGAACAAGAUAGAAGUAAGAACAAUUGGAAAAUAUAUAUAUACUUUAAUACUGAAAACGGAAAGAAAACCUGCUUUAGUUUGUUGCCAAACUGUUAUAUACAACAAUAUCAAUAAAUAUCACUGAUUUGAAGACAGAUUAAAUUUUUUUUUACUGGCUUUUACAUACAUUUACUAACUGUUUUACUCAGUUUUUUUGUGAUAGUUGUCCAUUAAAUGUAUUUGAAAUUUUGUUGUGCGAUAGUUUUGUGUGGGUGCUAAUUUGUUAAAAUUUCAAGUUUUAUUCCAAUUAUCUAUAUGACCAUGCUGGUUUAUGAAUUGAGUGCUUUACAGGAACAUUAAAAAUGAUUAUACCUA
Dreissena polymorpha is the source of this 2372-nucleotide messenger RNA. Its product is annotated as ubiquitin-conjugating enzyme E2 D4-like. NCBI's taxonomy places the organism in Eukaryota, Metazoa, Mollusca, Bivalvia, Myida, Dreissenidae. The transcript is spliced from 6 exons. Bases 244 to 687 code for a protein of 147 amino acids. The record is from RefSeq and is a predicted model, not a curated record.